AGUUUCGGGAAGCUGCUACUGGUGAUUGCUGCGCAUUUGCAUCAGAGAGCGUGCUGCUGUGUGUGUCCGGGUGAGUGUCACGCUCUGGUACUAGAGUGCUGCUGUUAGCUGUGCUACGCAAAUUUUCCAGAUCAUCGAACUACAGAAAACCAGCACAAUGUUAGCCGCCAGGCUGGCAUGCCUUAGCAGUAUUCCUUCCCUUGUCCGCCCAGCACUGACUCGGGCCUCUCCAGUGCUGAGAAAUACCACACUGACCAGUAAGCAAUGUCUCUUGCAGCCUAACCAGGGUUAUGCCACAAAAACAAACUUUGGAUUCCGCCGUGUUAAGACAGCUCGUGAAGAGGUUAAGAAAGCAGCACUUGAGCCAUCAAUAGGAAUAGCAGCUCGUAUUCAUGAAUCGGGAAGACUAUUUGUCGCUGGAAGUGCUGUGGUCGGUCUUGGUGCAUUGUGUUACUAUGGAUUGGGAAUGUCUAAUGAAUACGGUGCGAUUGAGAAAGCCGUUGUUUGGCCCCAGUAUGUGAGAGAUAGAAUUCGGUCUACUUACAUGUACUUUGCUGGCAGCAUCAGCCUUACAGCCUUGUCUGCUGUUGCUGUAAGUAGGACUCCUGCCAUCAUGAGCCUGAUGAUGAGAGGAUCUUGGUUGGCUAUUGGAGCAACCUUUGCGGCAAUGAUUGGAGCUGGUUUACUGGUCAGAUCAAUUUCAUAUGAUCAAAGUCCUGGAGCUAAACAUUUGGCUUGGAUGUUGCAUGCAGGUGUGAUGGGUGCAGUAAUUGCCCCAUUAACUUUACUUGGCGGUCCUCUGCUUAUUAAAGCUGCCUGGUACACAGCAGGUAUUGUAGGUGGUCUGUCAACUGUAGCAAUGUGUGCACCAAGUGAGAAGUUUCUAAACAUGGGAGCACCGUUAGGAGUUGGCCUAGGCCUUGUUUUGGCGUCCUCUAUUGGGAGCUCGUUCCUUCCUCCAACAUCUGCAUUUGGUGCUGGACUCUAUUCUAUUGCUAUUUAUGGCGGUCUAGUUCUUUUUGGAUUUCUCCUUUUAGCUGACACACAGAGAGUCAUGAAACAAGCUGAGACCACUCCCAUGUAUGGAAUGGGGAAGUUUGAUCCUAUCAAUUCGUGUUUGCAAAUUUACACGGACACUCUGAACAUUUUUAUCCGUGUGGCCAUGAUGCUGGCUGGAGGUGGAAACAAGAAGAAAUAAAUCUGGGCAGCGCUCGUAAUCUCUUAUUUGCAUGGAGAACAGUGCUUACUUCAUGGACAAUAAAUACAUGUUGAGCUAAACCUCCUAAUCUAUCUUGUUUAUAUUGUGCCAUAGAAGCAGAAUAAAGUUCAUAGUCUGUUAA
Molecule: messenger RNA, 1340 nt
Organism: Pseudophryne corroboree (corroboree frog)
Lineage: Eukaryota; Metazoa; Chordata; Amphibia; Anura; Myobatrachidae
Gene: GHITM
Product: growth hormone inducible transmembrane protein
Exons: 9
Coding region: 158-1198 (346 amino acids)
Cellular component (GO): mitochondrial inner membrane
Source: RefSeq, a predicted model, not a curated record